Parathielavia appendiculata is the source of this 2400-nucleotide messenger RNA. RefSeq lists its product as uncharacterized. The record is from RefSeq and is a predicted model, not a curated record. Lineage: Eukaryota; Fungi; Ascomycota; Sordariomycetes; Sordariales; Chaetomiaceae. Bases 1 to 2400 code for a protein of 799 amino acids. Gene Ontology annotation, biological process: DNA-templated transcription; regulation of DNA-templated transcription. Gene Ontology annotation, molecular function: DNA binding; zinc ion binding; DNA-binding transcription factor activity, RNA polymerase II-specific. The transcript has 5 exons.
AUGGAUCCGAUGGAAACGACCCCGACGGGAGCCAAUCCCCCGCCGCCUCAGCCACCACCACCACCAACUCCUCCUCCUCCCGCCCCAAACUUAGCUUCGGGCUCUACAUUGGGCGUCAUUGGUAGUGCGUCCAAGAGAAAGAGGGGUCCAGGUGUUGUGACACCCAAUGCCUGUACUGAGUGUCGCAAAAAGCGUGCAAAGUGCGACGGACAGAUGCCAUGUAGUCGAUGCAAGGCACAAAAGGACGUCGAAUGCAGAUACGAAAUACCGGUCCGUCAGUCCAAGGAGACGCUGCGUACCGAGAUCCAGCAGCUUCGACGAGCGAAACGCAACAAUGACCAGAUUAUUGCCGCUCUCGUUCGUCCGGACCUCUGCGAAGAGGUGCUGACGCGUUUGCGCAACGGCCAGAGUGUGGAAUCCAUAUCGCAAUGGCUUGGGGGAACUCUGCCGGCGGGGAGCAACACGCUGCCCUCAAUCAGUCGUCUGCUUAACCAGGGUAGCGUUGCCGCGCCGCCCAUGUCCGGAUACGUGCCUGCUCCUUCUAGCACCUACCCGCCACUCCCAUCUGAAUUGAGUACGGUUAGCCCCGUUCUGGGCCAGCAGCCGCACGGUAUCCGGCAAGACGCCGAACAACUGAGCCCUUGGGGUGGCCAAUUUUCUACUCAGAGCCAUGAAGGCUCCCAGCCGGAUGCAAUGAAUUGGAAUCCGGAGGCCAUCAUGGACAGCCAGUCGCGCAUUGGAUCCUGGGUUGAAAGUCAAGCCGACAAGUCAGAGGUAGCUCGAGGGGGCGGUUUCGAUCAGAUCCUUCUCUCUUCGGUUCCCGAGAUGAAAAUUCCGCCCAGGACAUGGACAAAACUAACAGACGAUCCAGCGCUUGUUCAGCAUCUUUUGGCUCUGUACUUCUGUUGGGAGUACCCCACGUUUGCUUCGCUCAGCAAGGAGCACUUUCUCAAGGAUUUCAUGGAAGGCCGGCCCCGGUUCUGCUCGUCCAUUCUGGUCAACGCGCUACUGGCGCUGGGAUGCCGGUUUUCGAGCAAGCCCAACACGCGGUCCAAUCCGGACGACCCGCACACGUCGGGCAACCACUUCUUCAAGGAGUGUCAGCGCCUAUUCUAUCAGGAGCAAAACCACCACAAACUAACCACCAUUCAAGCCCUGGGUAUCAUGUCGAUAAGGGAAGCAAGCUGCGGCAGGGACUCUGAGAGCUGGUAUUACGCUGGCCAGAGCAUGCGGCUCGCCAUCGAGAUGGGACUGCAUCGGCUGCAAGACGAUUCCAUGGAAGAUGAUGAGAGCGCGGUCCAGACAGCCACCUUUUGGGGGGCAUUCGCUUUAGAUCACGCAUGGUCUUUGGCAACCGGGUCACUUCCCCAGUGUUCCUGCUUACCUCGCUUACCACCCAAGCCGGCGAUAAUAGACGACAUCGAAGCAUCGUUGUGGAUUCCUUAUACCGACGACGGCGCACCACUACAGCGGUCUUGCGAGCAACCCUCCCAUGUCCGCUCCGUGUACAAAUGCUUUUGCGGGCUGAGCGAACUGGUUCAUCAGUCCUUAUACAUACUUUAUUCUCCGGGCCGGCCACUCAUGAGCAGAGACCUGCUCACCAUCUACACCCAAUACCUGAACUGGUACGACAGAAUACCCGAGGUUCUGCGGCUAGGCCACAACUUCACUCCGGCCGUCUUGUUUGCGCACAUGUACUAUCACUUCGCCAUCUUGUCUCUCUUCCGACCCCUCAUCAAGCUGCGAAUCAUCGGGUCCAGCAUAACUCCACGUGAUGUCUGUCUGCAGGCAGCUGAUGCCAUCACUGGCCUCCUGCGCUCGUAUGCGCAACUCUACACGUUGAGACGGACGCCAUCGUUUGUUCCGUACUUUGUCCUCACAUCGUCCAUCAUGCACCUCGCUAUCGCAGCAGCGGACUUCAACUCUCGAGCCUAUGAACAAGGCAAUGCACCGGCCAAGCUGGACCCACACGCCGCCGACGCCCUCGCCCGGGGAAUUGCGGACCUGACCGAGAUGGCACCUUGCCAUCAUUUUGCAGAACAAGCACUAAACAUACUCCGAUUCCUAGCCAAGAAGUGGAACAUCGACGUGGAUAUCGUAAAGACGGGCGGGGAUGAGCGCGUCCAGGUGGCGUUGCCUGAUCCAUACCGGGCUACGCGACCCGUAAGCACCAGUCUCAACUUCUUCGCGCCGAAUUUCGUGGAAUCCGACAUGACCAGUACAUUGGCCUACACAACACCGUCCACUGGCCAGGGCAAGAAGAUUGCCGGCGCAUCCGAGGAGGCGGCACAUAUGGCCGAAGAUAUGGAGAACCCGCUGUUUUGGCCCUUCCCCAUGCAAGGCCGUCCCAUAUUGCCAGCCGGAGCAGAAUUAAGGGAGGCCGGGUUUGAGUUCAUUUAG